Sander lucioperca (pikeperch) is the source of this 2547-nucleotide messenger RNA. Its product is annotated as serine/arginine repetitive matrix protein 1. Lineage: Eukaryota; Metazoa; Chordata; Actinopteri; Perciformes; Percidae. The transcript has 4 exons. The record is from RefSeq and is a predicted model, not a curated record. Bases 250 to 2118 code for a protein of 622 amino acids.
GAGCUGGUGUCAUUACGCACACGGAGCUCACCAAGCGCGCAACGCAACUGGACUUUUUUUUUAAGACAAUUUCUUUUACAACAAAGUUUAUUGAGAUAAAUGUUGAUGCUGUCUCUCUGAAGGAAGAAACGACUGUCCCGUCUGUUGGUUUUAGGAUGACCUGAUCUGUGGAGUUGUUGGACUCUCGUUGAAAAGAAUAUUAGAUGAUUCCUCCGAGCGAGAACACGGCACCCUCCAUGAGAUGUCCCGAUGACUUCUGAGCCUCGCACCAUGAACGUCCGUCUGCAGGCCCAACCUCAGCCUCACUACGGGGUCAACGGGGGUGCUGGCAGAAGCUCCAGGCAAUCUAGAGAUGAUACACUGCAGUUCCUGAGCAAGGAGGAGAAGGAGUGCAUCCAGUUCUUCGAGAACACCAUUGACUCGUUGGAGGACAGCCUAGAGGAAAAUGACCGGAGACCCGUGCAAGUGAAGACCCCUGCAAGCAGCAGCCCUAUUGUGUCUUCCCUCUUGACCAGACCUCCCAGUCCCAAAGACCAGGAUAUUAUAUACCUGGUCCGCCCAGAACCCGACUUGGGGCAAAACAAAGAGCCGAUCUUCAAUCCCACCAACCCAGAUUUUCAGAGUAUGAUACAGAACCCUGAAAGCCACUUCGAGACAAGGCCAAGGCGAGAUCAGGUGGACAGCUUGCCUUCAGAGUACAACCCUCCCCUGCCAAGCGGCAGCUAUGGGUCGACAGACAGCCACUACUCCUACCACCCUCCAGGCUGUAUCCCCACCCCGGUUCUGAUUGCCCAGCAGAUAGCAGAGAACCAGGCAGGUGGAACCUCCAACUUCCAUCCCUCCUCAUUCCUCCGCCGUAACAGCCAGGAGUCCGACAAGCCACUUAGCCAUAGUGGCGAUUUAAAACAUGGUCCUGCUACCUCUGCUAAGCCUACCCGCUUUCCUGCUAACAUCAGCGUGAUCCAUGGCAACAAGGAGCACCAGAACCAGCCGCUGGCUAAUGUGAACCUCAAUGACAGACGGGCGCAGAUGCUGGCAAACCUAACAGGAACGUCAAACCCUCUGCUGCAGGAGGAUCCUCAGCCGGCCUUGGAACAGGAGGCUCGAAAUACUCCCACUCGCAGCAUUUCCUUCAAGGACCCCUCACCGGAUAAAUCCAGGAUGGAGGCCCUGUCUAAGCUGGGCCUGACCAGGAACCGAGCCAUGUCCGGGGGUAUGUCGCAACUCGCCGUCCCUAACAGCACCUCUCUGGGUCCUCCUGCAGGUGCAGAAACCAGUGUCAAACCUUUGGAGGCCAGUGUUCCUCCAACAACAGAAACCAACAGCAAAUUGCCAAAAGCCAAUGUUAUGACACCAACUCAGAGCCAGAUUCAUGUCCACAGAAAACAAGAGAUUUCGCGGACAGAGUCCCUCAGGAGGUAUGAAGAAAGAAACCACCAACCGAGCCCCUCGCCUCCAGCAGUCACACAUAGCAGCUACCAUCCACCUCCUUCGAACAGAAAGGCAUCCUUACCCCCUCCGCCUGAGGUCACCUCGCUGGAAUCAAACAGCUAUGGAGGGAAAUCUAUUAUGGUCAACCCUUCUGUUUCUCACAGAAACGAACCUGAAACUUUGUCAACUAACCAUGAACCAAAAAUCCUCCCACCUGCGCUGGCUAAACCCAGCGAGUUCAACAACUACGGGGGAAAGACCAAAGUCAUGACCCCUGCUCCUGUAGCCGUGACCAGGAGCGACCUUCCCGACAUCCUCAGCUCCCAUAUCAACAAGAGUCAAACCUCGCCCACCAAAUCAGAGCCACUACCCACUGAGCUUAAUAGUUACGGAGGAAAGAGCCGAACCUUCAACCCCUCCACCGGGUUAAAUCGCCCUUCAGACAGCCCAGGAAAAAGUUUUAAAGCUCCAGCUCCAGCCCCGGCCCCAAAACCUACUCGGCAGUCAUACCACGGCGCUGUUUCUACCCAGAAACCAGCAGUGAGAGCCUCGUCCCCUGAACCGCGGCGGAGAUCCACCUCCAUGUUUCGUCCCCAAGGCAUCACUGUGCAGUUUUCUGGACGGGGGGCGACAGACGAAUCACGCAGGGAUGCGCUGAGGAAACUGGGGCUGCUGAAAGACUCUUGAUAAACUCUUCACCUGUCGUGCCUGAAUCUCUGGUGUGUACCUGCUGGUGGAGGUGAAAUGCUAGAAGUUUCCCCAUGUGUGUCAGAGUGCGAGGUGUGGUUGGAGAGAGACCUACUCUUACAGAGGAAUGGAGCCAGAUCCUUUGAGAGAUCUGCACAGCCAGUUCUCACUUCCUGGCCAUAAAAAACUGACAAACAAGUGUGACACGGUGCAGCUGCUGCAAUCUCAACACUGUGUCAAUGACAAAAGUCUUGACAAACUUCUUUACGUUGCCUCUGAUCCAAGACAUUGUAUACCUUUGCACAAGACAAGGAGAAGCAUCCUCUUCUUACAGGAAUCAAAUGGCAUUUGGUCUCCCGUCUCACCUUUGUUUGCCACAUAUGAGGCUGAUUGUGAAUAGACAGCUUUUUUAAACGGGGUCCCAUUUCU